GUAAAAGAGCACUCACCAGACACAGGCGGCUAAUUUUAGGGGCGAGCGGCGUUAGAACAACCAGCUGCUCUCGUCCCUCACUGAGCGCCGUGCUGUGGGGGUGAAGGGACGCCGGACGCUCGCAGUCGGUUGGAGGAGCGCUCUGUGUCUGUGGCAGAAUGUCAGGGAGCAACCAAGACCUGGUGCUCAUUAAAGAACUGGAGGACAUCUUGGAUUCCUGCACGCUGGAGCUCACCCCGGUGGAUGAAGUCUGGCCCAACCUGUACAUAGGGAACGUGGCCGUUGCGCAGAAUAGGAAGAAGUUACAGAAACUUGGCAUCACUCAUGUGCUGAAUGCCGCGCACUCCAAGCAGGGCAGCAUCGGUGACCAGAGUUUUUAUGGGAACACAUGCGUCUACUUUGGCAUCCCGGCCGAGGAUUCGGACCGGUUCGAUCUCAGUCAGUACCUAAAAGCAGCGGCUGACUUCAUACACAGAGGGCUGAAGAGCAAAGAUGGCAAGGUGCUGGUGCAUUGCAUCAUGGGCAUGAGCCGAUCUGCCACUCUGGUCCUGGCUUAUUUCAUGUUGAGGCAGCGUCUCCGCCUCAGAGAUGCUUUGAGGCACGUCGUCCAAAAGCGAGCCAUUUAUCCAAACCGGAAUUUCCUGUCGCUCCUCCUCAAGAUGGAUGAACAGCUGACUCACAAACGGCGUUUGUGUCCUCUUUUCUGACAUCACUCCCUCAUUUUUUUACCUUCACUAAAUUACAAAAACUAUUACAGAAAGUAGACACAAUAUUAUUUCCGUCAAUUAGUUCUACGGUUGUCUACUUUUCAUGCACAACUUUAACUUAGGAGUGUAGCAGCAACAGUGUUGUGAAUAUUGUAAAUGUCGGUAUCCAAUGUCUAAGAGUUUUUUUUUAAUAUUUAAAUUGUAUUCAAAACGUAACCUUGUGUUUGUCUGGCAUGUGUACAAGCUUUGUAAAAACACCUUUAUGAUGUCGUUUUGAAUAUACGUCAAAACAUUUUAUGAUAUCUCAUUUAAAUAUUAUGGCUGGAUGGAUAUAGGAGUGUUUGCACAAACAUAACAGUUCGCUAUUCAAAUUUUUUUUCCAAAUAAUUUCAUAUAACCAAUGUAAUGUUUUCACAGAUCAAACACUAACUUGUUUAAUUUAAACCAAGAUUGUACUAUUGCUUAUAGUUGCAUUACAAAUUGGACGGAUUAACAAAGUGGGAAGUCAGGAUUCAUCAGAUUGCAAUGCAGAACAAUUCAAUAAAUUAACUUUUAAAUUAAUAUAAACUGAUGAAAAAUGAAAUCUAGCCUCAAAGGAUUUCAACCUGCAGCUGACAGUCACUGUUGUGCUUCACAAACAUCUGAAGGAGCAGUGAGAGCGCUGCACCUACAGUUGAGUGUUGUUCAACCAAGGCCAAAUGUACCUUUUAUUUUAUCUUUGUGUUACACAAUGCAUCGACCAUAACCUUUAUGAUUGAUUCACGCCAAAUGAUUUAGUAGCCUAGAUGUUGACACAAGAUACUGCUGAAGUUAACACGUCACUGGUGAAUGUCACACACAGAGCUGAUCAUAUUUCUUUAGAGCUGCAGGCGUUACGCUUCAACAUGGAGACAAAAACCAAGCAUAAUAUAACAGCUUCAUGGAAAGUAAGCCAGUGAUGUGAUGCUAAAAGUCACAGGGUAAUACAUGUUGUAUAAUAAAAAGGAUUAGACAUGUUUUGAAGUACCUGAACUGCUGCAUUAUGCAUAAGUGUCUUAUUACAGAGUUAUUAAAGGAAAAGCUGGGAAGUAGGUGAAGGUGUUUUUAGAGAAAUAUGAGCAGGUGCAGGAAGAGAAGAGCGUGUGCUGCUUUGAAAGUAAACUGGAUGAUUCAGAGUGGAAAUAGUCUGUUCAGGGAUCUGUUUUCUCAGUCUGUUGCUUCACACCAGAUGAUUGUAUGCGCCACGUUUUUUUUUAAGACAAAGUCAUUGUGAGAAGUAAACGCCCAGGGUGAGUUUUUCUGGUAUUUGCAUGCCAGUAUGUCCCUUAUGGUUCCCACGUAUCAACCUCCGUCUGCCUCAGAGCUGCAGGAGUUCCUGUUGGCACAGAGACAAUCCACAGGACAUGCCAAUCAAGUAUGGCCUAACUUUUACAUUGCCAACGAGUAAUUUAUUGCAUAUUAAUGAAAUCCAAUACACCAUAGAGUCUAAUUACCAAACGCCUAUAAUUAUAUUGUUUGUUAAAUUCUGUCAUUAGUGAUGGUGUUCUUCUGGACUACAUUACACUGAGAUGAGAUGAUGUUUCUAAUAUUCUGCCUCAAGUGUGCAAAAUAAGGUGCAUAUUUAGGGCUGAAGGUAACAGGGAAUGUCCCUGUCCCGGGACGGGUAAAUGUAUUCACUGUAUGAUGGGCGCAAGCUGUUUUCCAACCCUGGUGCUGGCCGACCUGAUGAUGGAUGGGAGGAUCCAGCAGGGCAGAGUUCUACAUGUUCUACAGCUACCUGGAAAGUGGAGGACACGGCGUUAACGCUGCAGAACAUCCAGCUCGACCCGCGACCUUUCUUCAACCCCCAAUUCUAAAAUGUUUAGGAACUACAGGCUGAUGUCAAAUCCUUGUUAAUAACUACUUAUUUUUAUGUAAUUUUCAACUGCACAGAUUAGUGGUGGGAGCAAUCUUAACUUUUCCUCUGUUACUCUGCUCAUCUUUAUUCUAAAGACAUUAUACUUCUUUACCAUUUCCUUUCCCUGAUAUUGUUGUAAUAAUUUAUUUUUCAAUAUUAAUUUAACAUUUUUACUACCAACUGGGGUCUGUUAAAUCUGUCAGAACAAAAAACAAAUACACAAAUACACAGUAACAAUUUCUAAAUUAAAAAACACUAAGAAUAAUUAAGUUAAUGUUGAAAAAAUAUUAUGGGUUAUAAAUGGUUUGAGGGCAUCAAACAUGUUGAACAAGUGUAACUUUUCACACAAGAUAUUUUGACAUGUAAAAAAAACAGGUGUAAAUGAAAUAAUUAAUGAUCAGCUUGAGAUGACCAGGGCAGACACUAUUUUGACAAGGCUGAUGACAAAUUUGACAAUUUCUUUGUAAAAGUGCUGUCAGACAUGCUGAUCCAUGCUGGUCUUGGUUUGUCCCGACGUCCCCGGGCCUGUGGUGGGUUGCAGGCCGGUCGGUCGGCGUGCGACUGAACCGCGACUCGUCUCUGGAUUCCUGGAGCAGCUGAGACAGAAGCAGCCAAGCCUCGGUCUCCACAGUAUGCAGAUCACAGAGGAGGACCACACUGGCACAUCAUGACGGAGCAUGACCUUUCACCCUUGUCAGGCACCUGUUCAAUUUAAAUGCACAUUUUGGGAAACGAAAAUCAAAUCGGAAAAAUGGAAAUGCCAUCUCUGUG
This is a messenger RNA of Pungitius pungitius (ninespine stickleback), 3354 nucleotides long. RefSeq names its product dual specificity protein phosphatase 13A-like. Gene Ontology annotation, cellular component: cytoplasm. The record is from RefSeq and is a predicted model, not a curated record. Gene Ontology annotation, molecular function: protein tyrosine/serine/threonine phosphatase activity; MAP kinase phosphatase activity. Lineage: Eukaryota; Metazoa; Chordata; Actinopteri; Perciformes; Gasterosteidae. Bases 159 to 707 code for a protein of 182 amino acids. The transcript has 3 exons. Gene Ontology annotation, biological process: negative regulation of MAPK cascade; protein dephosphorylation.